This is a messenger RNA of Aedes aegypti (yellow fever mosquito), 2737 nucleotides long. Its product is annotated as DNA cross-link repair 1A protein. Gene Ontology annotation, molecular function: 5'-3' DNA exonuclease activity; damaged DNA binding. Lineage: Eukaryota; Metazoa; Arthropoda; Insecta; Diptera; Culicidae. The record is from RefSeq and is a predicted model, not a curated record. Gene Ontology annotation, biological process: protection from non-homologous end joining at telomere; double-strand break repair via nonhomologous end joining; interstrand cross-link repair. The transcript has 5 exons. Bases 183 to 2459 code for a protein of 758 amino acids.
UCAUUUCGUGUUCAUUCUUGAAUCAGAGAGUCAGCAAAAAUAUAAACACAACGCACUGGUUGAGAUUGUGAUAAGAAGUGUUUUUUUUAGAUUUACAUUGAUAUUUUUCAUUAAAUCGUACAGUGUUGCACAUUUUCAAUAGCUACGUUUGAUGCAUUUCAAGAGAGCAAAGGUCAUCCGAAAUGGAUUCUCCCCUGCCAAGCUCCAGUCGGCGAUGCUCCAGUCGUCUCUCGCUGUCGAAGAAAUUUAGCGAAUCCGCUUCCAAAACAGCACCCGUAAGACGGUCUGCAAGGAAUAAUCAACAAACGACAUCGUUUGCCACAGCCGAAUCGGAUGAUUUAAGGCAGACUUUGACGCAGGAUCCGUUCAAAUUGACGCAGCUGACGUUGGCCGAAGAAGAUGAUCUGAUUUCGCUAGCAACGGAUGCGGUCACGUUGUCUUCCAAAGAAUCCAUCAAGGAAGAAACCAAAGGUCUGGGACUUCUACCUGUCAUUUCUAUAAGUAGUGGCAGUGAUAGGGAAGCUAGUCCAACGCCCAGGAAAAGUACGAUCUCCGAGUUUUUUACCCCUGUAAAAGCGAGACGUAAUUCGCCCUCCUCCGGUGUGUUUGCCAGCACCAUUAAAGGAAGCACGGCUCAAAAAUCGUCCUCACGUAAGGAGAACUACUCAAAGACUGACCCAAGGAAGGUUAAGAAAGUCAGGAGGCAGAUAUGCAAAAGCACCAAUAUCAAGAUGCUUACGAGCAAAUAUUUCGAUGAUUCACAGAAACGAAUCACCAAUUUCUUCCAGAAGAAUAAUGAAGAUCCGGAUAAGGUUGGAUACCACCGAGUGCUGAAGUCUUCCGUCAUGCCGGCCAUCAACACGGGUGACGAGAACAUGGAGAGGUACUUGCACGUAGACAUCGAUGUCGGUUCUCAGCCUCUACGUACGACUCAAAUAAAAGGUCCCGAUAUGAAACCGAUUCCAGAUGACCCACAAAAAAUCAUGGAACGAAUUGAAAAAGCGCAAAGUGCCUUAUACGAUAAAGAAGUCGAGGAUUGGAAUAUGGAGAACACCGACGUUCCGAUCAUGGUUUCCAUACCGGUAAACGAGGAACCACUCGAUUCUGGCUUUUCCGACACGAAAACAACGGAUCAGAAACAAACGAAAAAGCCAGCCGAAAAGCGAAAAUCACUUGGUGCAAAGUCGACAACCAAAAAAGGUCGCCCCGUGAAAACGCCGGCCACGACAGGAAAGCGACAGGGCCGGAGAAUCGUUUGCCCUAAGUACAAAAUCAUUGCAGGGACAAAUUUUGCGGUGGACGCGUUUCGGUACGGGGACAUCGAAGGCGUAUCGCAUUACUUUUUAAGCCACUUUCAUGCCGACCACUACAUCGGGUUGAAGCGAAGUUUUGCCAAGCCGCUCAUAAUGUCACCAAUCACGUCCCGGCUCGUGAAGGCGUUCAUCAAUGUGGAAGAAUCGUACUACCAGCUGAUCGAUCUGCAUGAAACCAUUGUCAUCGAUAAUGUGCGGAUAACGGCGUUGGAUGCUAACCAUUGCCCCGGCGCCGUCAUGUUCCUAUUUCAACUGCCAACGGGUACUAACAUUCUGCACACCGGAGAUUUCAGAGCCAGCUCCGAAAUGGAGGAGUAUCCCGAAUUCUGGAACAUGGAAAUCCAUAGCAUCUACCUCGAUACGACGUAUCUCAGCUCGAAGUAUGCCUUCAAAUCGCAGUGGGAAAGCAUAACGGAUGCCUGCGACGUGGUUCGAACGAUACUGAAUCGCAAUAUUGGCGCCCGUGUGCUGAUAGUUUGCGGAAGCUAUCUGAUUGGCAAGGAGAAGGUGUGGGCCGAGCUCGCGGCACAGUUCAAUUACAAAGUGUGGACCGAACCAAAUCGUAGGAAAGCUCUGGUAGCGGUUGAUGAUCCAUUACAGCAGCAGUGGUUGGUAGAGGACCCCAAGUUUGCCGACAUCCACGUGCUAUCAAUGAACAAACUGUCUUAUGAUGAGUUGGUGUCGUACGUGGAGCAGUUUCCGGAUCGGUACGAUCUACUCAUCGCGUUACGUCCCAGCGGAUGGGAGAAAAAUAGCCGACCUCAGUACCGGGGGCGAAUCAACAUCGUCGGCGUGGAGUACAGCGAACACAGCAGCUUCAACGAGUUGAAACGAUUCGUGCGGUAUUUGCGGCCACAGGAAGUUAUAAGUACUGUCCCGUACGGCAACAGUAAUCAGAACAAAACGCCUCAGGUGCCUCCGAGCUGGUAUCGGGGGGACAUUCGACCCGAGCGUCAGGCUUUACAGCUAUCGAUUACGUCCUUUGUGAAGGUGGGCUCCAAAACGCCAGUUGGACCUGGUGAAAAUCCUAGCUUUCCGAAGGUCGCUCCACAAGAGGACGAUGAUGAUUGCACAAUAGUUUCGAGUGAUGCUCCAAAUGCAUCGAAGUCGGUGCAAAACGAUGGAGUGUACAAAAUCUCGGUCUGAUUGGCCUCUCAUGGACGCCUCCAUUUCUCCAUCCUCCAUCCGCAAAAGGAUCCGGAACCGGUAUGCCAGUAUCUUUACUAGAGCAGGCAACUAACCAGCGUCAAGUAACGGGGAUCAUUGCCGUUUCCGCUAAUUAAUUUGAUCGAUUCACAUCGGCCCAAACAGAGACCAAGUGGUUGUGUUGUGUCGCGGUACAGCGUAUUGUAGCCGUACGAUCUGCUGAGCUUUCUGUUUUGAUAUGGUGGAUUCUACGAGGAUAUCGUCAAAAUUAAAUGGAA